AUGACUGAAGAGUCCGCUGUUAAAGUCUGUGUUCGAGUCCGUCCGCUCAUUGAGAGGGAGGAAAGUGCUGCAUUGGAGGAUACUAAGCCUGUCCAGCUGUUUUGGAAAGCUGAUGAGAAAUCAAUUCAUCAGAUUGAUGAUGGGAACUCGACCAAAAGCUUUAGUUUUGACAGAGUGUUCAUUGCUGAGGAAACAACCAGUCAGCUGUACCAGGACAUUGCAAAGCCUUUGGUUGUUUCAACAGUGGAGGGAUACAAUGGAACCAUAUUUGCUUACGGGCAGACGUCCUCUGGAAAGACUUUCACCAUGAUGGGGAGUGACCAUAUUCCAGGAGUGAUACCUCUAGCUGUUGAAGACGUCUUCCAAACCAUUAAAAGUCGUCCAAAUAAGGAGUUCCUUCUCCGGGUGUCUUACAUGGAAAUCUACAACGAGACUGUGACUGAUCUGCUUGUUGACAGCUGGAAGAGAAAACCCCUUGAAGUCCGAGAGACUAUCAAUAAAAACAUCUAUGUAGCUGACCUGACUGAGGAGCUGGUGACUUCUCCUGCACAAGUUCUGGCCUGGAUUCGUAAAGGAGAAAAGAAUCGUCACUACGGAAAGACUAAAAUGAACCAGAGGAGCAGCCGCUCACACACCAUUUUCCGAAUGAUCCUGGAGAGCCGAGAGAGGAGCGACCCAGCAUCAGGUGAAAAUGCUGAUGGAGCCAUUAUUGUGUCCCAUCUGAAUUUAGUUGAUCUUGCUGGUUCUGAGAGAGCAAGCCAGACAGGAGCUGAAGGUGCACGUUUCAAGGAAGGCUGCAACAUCAAUCGCAGUCUGUUCACACUCGGACAAGUGAUCAAGAAACUAACUGAUGAAAACCAGAAGGGUUUUACAAACUACAGAGACAGUAAACUAACCCGCAUCCUGCAGAACUCAUUGGGUGGGAAUGCUAAAACAGUCAUCAUCUGCACCAUCACUCCUGUCACACUAGAAGAGACACUCAGCACUCUGCAGUUUGCCAGCACUGCAAAGAAAAUGAAGAAUGAUCCUCAUGUCACAGAGGUGUCUGAUGACGGCGCUCUACUCAAACGAUACCGCAAUGAAAUCGUAGACCUUAAGCGGCGCCUUCAGGAGGUUUCUUCAGUCACACAGACCACAGCGACAGAGAAGGAAGUUCUCUCCCAGCUGCUCCAGGAGAAGGAUCAGCUGCAGAGAGAACAAGAGGACAGAAUCAGAAACCUCACCAAACUGAUCGUCACCAGCUCCAACCUGGUUCCUGUCAAACGGAUGCCCAAACGCAGGGUGACGUGGGGAGGGAAGAUGCUACGGCUCGCCCGGCCGUCCGCCUGCGAAGGAGGUCCAUCUGAUCUCAGCUUUGCAGAUCCUUUCUCUCUGAAGAGGAAGGCAGACCGCUCCUGUUUGAUGGAGCUGACUGAAGAUGAUGAGGACUUUGAUCACUGGGGGAUUCCUGAUGAGCCUUCAGAUGACAUGGAGAUGAGUCGGAGCUCUGUUACUACUCGUAGCUUUGGAGACAGUCCCAAAGACUUUGUAUCUCCUGACCGGAUGCAUGAGCUUUCAAGUAAAGUGUCCAACCUGGAGGUGCAGCUAGAAAUGGAAAAUCAGCAGAAAGAGGAGGCCAUGAUAAAGGUGGAAACAUUAAACAGCAGAGUGGCAGAGCUGGAGCAGCAGCUACAAGCAGAGGCUCAGCAGAAACAGGAGGCUUUAGAGAAAAUGCAGAUGUCAGAACAGAGAGCGGCAGAGCUCGACAUCCAGCUACAAGCCGAAGCUCAGCAGAAACAAGACACUGUGGAGAAUGUACAGACAGAAGCUCAGCAGAAACAAGACACUGUGGAGAAUAAUGUACAGACAGAAGCUCAGCAGAAGCUGGAGGCCUUGGAGAAUGUGGAGAUGUUGGAGUUAAGGGUGGCAGACCUGGAGAGACAGCUGGAAGAGCAGACUCGCCUGCAGAGUGAAGCUGAUAAAGAGAUGAGAAAAGAAUUUGAAGAGACCAUCCGGCUUUGUGAGACUCUCGCUGCAGAGAAGGACUUGGUGCUCAGUGAGCGAGAUUAUCUGAAGCAGGAACUGGGGAUGUUCAUAGAGCAGACUGACAGCCUGGAGAAAGAGAAAAAUGUUCUGUCACAGGAGCUGGAGGAGAAGAGAGAGAUGGAGGAGUUCAAAUCUCUGGAGGAGGACUUCAGGAAAGAGCAAGAGACUGAAUUGCAAAAUGAAAUAUCCAGCUUGAAGAAGGCCUUGGAAUCUUCUGAGCUCCAGUGCUUAAAGCUGCAGAAAAAACUAGAAGCUGUGUCUGAGGAGCUGACGAAGAAAACUCAAUUUGCAGAGGAUCUUCAGAGUAUGAACGGUAAGGACUUGGUACAGGAAGUGGCGAAGCUUCGUCGCUCCUUGGAUGACGCCGAGGGUGUCAGCAGAGACACAAAGAAAGAGUGGGCCCACCUACGCAGCCAGAACAUCGCUCUGGAGGAGAUGAAUGUGACUCUGGCUGCCAACCACGACAAGAUGGAGUCCGAGGUGAACGGCUUGCGCUCUCAACUUGCAACAGAGAAAUCACGCUACCAAAAAAUGCAGAUUGAUCUCCAGAAAGAGCUGAACGUCGCAUUUGACGAGAACACCAAGCUGACCACUCUGCUAGAUGGCAAAGUCCCCAAAAAUCUGAUAGAUAGUGUGGAUCUUGAGAGAACAGUGAGCAACCUGAAUAAAGAGCUGGCAGCAUCUCGUGAAGCAGAGGGAGCCUUCAGAGCUCAGCUGGAGGAGCUGGCUUCACUUCAGGCUCUUCCUAAUAAAGUGGACAACCUGAUGAAGCAGGUGUGUGAGCUGACUGAGGAGCUGUGUGCUGUUCAGAGUCAGAGGGAUGACCUGCUGUCAGCCCAAGCUGGAGGCCAGGAAGAGGCUCAGCAGCUCAGAGACUGCCUGCAGACAUCUCAGGAUGAGAUUCUAAGAAUCCAAGCAGAUCUCAGUGCCGCUGCACUGAGGGAAUGUGAGCUGAGUCAGCAGUUUGCUGAUGCCACACAACAGCUGGAAGCACUUCGCUCACACCUGGAGCACUCUGAUGAGGAGAAGAACCAGCUCAUGACUACCAACAAAGAGACUGACUUGAAACUGGAGGAGAGCGAGCAACACAGAGCAUCACUGGAGGAGAAACUGCAGCUGGUGAAGGAUAUGGAGGAGAAGCUUGCUGACAGUGAAGCUUCCAGAGCCACAGAGGAAGAGAUCAGUAAAGAACUCCAAGAACAGCUGAACCAGCUGACUGAAGAGCUUCAGUGCGUGCGAGCAGAGAAAGACGCUCUCCUGUCCGAGCAGAAUGUGUGUGUUCAGAGCUCAGCGGAUGAGACAGAGAAGCUGCUUUCUACUGUCACAUCUCUCACUGCAGAGAGAGACCAGCUCAACAUGCAGUUACAGGAAAAUGUGGAGAUGGCUGCAGAGACUCAAGGUCUUCUCCACUCUCUUCAUGAAGAACUUAAAGAGCAGAAGCAGAAGAAUGCAGAUCUGGUGAAACUCCAUGAGGAGAAGGAACCCGGUCUAGAGAGAAAUGCCAAUGCUCAGAGCUCAGCAGAGGAGACAGAGCUUCUCUCUACAGUCACAUCUGUCACUGAAGAGAGAGACCAGCUCAAGGUGGACCUGCAGGAGAAUGUAGAGAUGAUGAUUGAGAUUCAGGAGGAGCUAAGAGCAGCCCUGGAGAAGAAUCAGGAGCAGAAGGCACAGAUCAAACAGCUGGAGACUGCACAAACAUCCAGCUCAGAUGGAACUCCCAGUGACAUGAGUGGACAACUACUGGAGCUGCAAACACAUAAUCAGAGGCUGACUGAGGAGCUUGAGAGUGUGAGAGCAGACAGAGACAGUCUGCAGCAUGAGAGGACAGCUGAGCCUCAGACUGACAGAGACCAGAUGAAGGAGCUGCUGAGCAGAGUGACUUCUCUCAGUGAGGAGAGAGAUCAGCUGCAGGAGAUACUGGAGGGACUGAGAGAGGAGAAGAAGCAGCUCAGAGCAGAGCUGGAGGACAGGAUGGACAUGGUUGUACAAGCCCACAUUGGCUUCAACCAGCCGGAAAUGCUGAGCUCAGAACUGCAAGCACAAGAUGAGACAGCAACACAACUUCAGCAAGAGAUAGAGAAACUCCAGGCUACUCUACAGACCGUCAGUGAGCAGAAGAGCCAGGUGGAAGCUGAACUACAGCGUAACAUAGAGAUGGCUGCAGAGACUCAAACCCUUCUACAUUCACUUCAAGAGCAGCUCCGAGUGGAGAGUGAAAGAAACCUCCAACUGGAAAGAUUAGGUCAAGAGCAGCAAGCUCAGCUACAACAGGCUGUAGAGACUCAAAGUCUUCUACAUUCUCUCCAAGAGGAGCUCCAAGAGCAAAAACAAAAGAACUCUGAUCUGGUGGAACUCAAUCAGAAGGAAUGUGAUUUAGAGCAACAUAUGAAGACUCUAACUGAAGAGCUUGAAAGUGUGCGAGCUGAGAGGGAUUCUCUGUUGUUUGAGAAGGAAUCCAGCUGUUCAACAUCCUCAGAAGAGAUGAAGGAGCUGCUGAGCAGAGUGACUUCUCUCAGUGAGGAGAGAGAUCAGCUGCAGGAGAUACUGGAGGGACUGAGAGAGGAGAAGAAGCAGCUCAGAGCAGAGCUGGAGGACAGGAUGGACACACUACAAACUGAGAUGAGGACUUUAACAGACAAACUGCAGAGUGUGGAAGCAGAAAGAGACAGUCUGCUCUCUGAGAAGGAAUCCAACUGUUCAACAUCCACAGAGGAGAUGAAGGAGCUGCUGAGCAGAGUGACUUCUCUCAGUGAGGAGAGAGAUCAGCUGCAGGAGAUACUGGAGGGACUGAGAGAUGAGAAGAAGCAGCUCAGAGCAGAGCUGGAGGACAACAUGGACACACUACAAACUGAGAUGAGGACUUUAACAGACAAACUGCAGAGUGUGGAAGCAGAAAGAGACAGUCUGCUCUCUGAGAAGGAAUCCAACUGUUCAACAUCCACAGAGGAGAUGAAGGAGCUGCUGAGCAGAGUGACUUCUCUCAGUGAGGAGAGAGAUCAGCUGCAGGAGAUACUGGAGGGACUGAGAGAUGAGAAGAAGCAGCUCAGAGCAGAGCUGGAGGACAACAUGGACACACUACAAACUGAGAUGAGGACUUUAACAGACAAACUGCAGCGUUUGGAAGCAGAGAGAGACAGUCUGCUCUCUGAGAAGGAAUCCAGCUGUUCAACAUCCACAGAGGAGAUGAAGGAUCUGCUGAGCAGAGUGACUUCUCUCAGUGAGGAGAGAGAUCAGCUGCAGGAGAUACUGGAGGGACUGAGAGAGGAGAAGAAGCAGCUCAGAGCAGAGCUGGAGGACAGGAUGGACACGUAUUUGGAGGUUUUCAUUUUAAAUUUUUUAAUUAUUUUCCAAUUUUUGCUUCAACAGAUUGUACAGCUGAACACAUCUCUACAGACUGUUACUGAGCACAAGAGACAGCUGGAAGAUGAUCUGCAGCACAGCAUGGACAUGGCUUCCACAACUGAAGACCUUUUAAAGUCAGUCCAGGAGGAGCUGCGUGAACAGAAGCAGAUGAACUCUGACCUGCAGAGACUGAGUCAGGAGAAGGAGUGUCAUUUAGACCAACAGAUGAGGACUUUAACAGACAAACUGCAGAGUGUGGAAGCAGAGAGAGACAGUCUGCUCUCUGAGAAGGAAUCCAGCUGUUCAACAUCCUCAGAGCAGAUGAAGGAGCUGCUGAGCAGAGUGACUUCUCUCAGUGAGGAGAGAGAUCAGCUGCAGGAGAUACUGGAGGGACUGAGAGAGGAGAAGAAGCAGCUCAGAGCAGAGCUGGAGGACAGGAUGGACACACUACAAACUGAGAUGAGGACUUUAACAGACAAACUGCAGAGUGUGGAAGCAGAGAGAGACAGUCUGCUCUCUGAGAAGGAAUCCAGCUGUCAGACAUCCACAGAGGAGAUGAAGGAGCUGCUGAGUAGAGUGACUGCUCUCAGUGAGGAGAGAGAUCAGCUGCAGGAGAUACUGGAGGGACUGAGAGAUGAGAAGAAGCAGCUCAGAGCAGAGCUGGAGGACAACAUGGACACGGUACAUUUGUGCUAUUAUAAAACCUUUGCCAUCCAGGAGAAGCUGAGCGAGCAGGAGCAGAUAAAUGUUCAGCAGCAGGCUGAGAGAGGAGAACGAGAGGGCAGGCUUCAACAGGAAGUGCAGCAGCUGGAAGAACAACUGAAGACAUUCAGAGAGAAGCAAACCCUCGAUAAAGCUGAAGCAGAUGCCUCACAGCAGUCGCUCAGUGAUGCGAACACAACCCUCACAUCCAUCAAAGAGACGACAUCAUCACGGCUGCAGGAGUCCACUCUGCAGCUCCAGGAGUCCUUCAAUAGAUUCCAGCACUUUAGAGACCUCUGCUCCAAGAAUAACCCCAGAGCUCUGAGAGUGCAGAGCUCCCUGAACCCUCAAGAUUUAACCUCCCUUCCUAAACCCACCAUGAAGACCUACAGCACCAUCCGUCAGCUGGAACUUCAAACUGCUCAGAUUCUGGGAAAUAUUAGUCAACACCUGCAGGUGCGUGCUCAGGGCUACAGGAAUCUGUUUGAGGAGCUGGUGAAGAAAGACUUGGCUGUGUUUGAGGAGAGGCGUCUGCAGGAUGUGCUGCUGUGCAGAGCUCAGGCACCCAGCUACUCCAUCAAAGAAGAAGAUUUCAGCCCACUGUGGGAAGUUUGGGAACACAGAGUGACUGAGCUGCUGGAGAAGAGACAGGACUACCUUCAGAAAAUAGGCAGCAUUCUGGAGAAGCUCUGGGCCAACAUGGCUUCUUACCCCACCGAGCUGUCAGCUGAGAUGAAAGAGAGGGAGAAGUUCAAGGAGCAGUUUCAGGCAGAGUGCGCCAAGCAGCCAAUCAGCUUCAGCAGCCUGGACAGCAUCCUGAGUUGUUAUCUGAACCGCAUAACUGUAGUGGCCCAGCGCUGGAAGAUGACUCAGCAGAGCAUCAUAGAUGAGCAGCACGGUCUGUGUGAGGAGGUGAAGCAGCUGGAGGCUCAGGCUUAUUCUCAGUUGACAGAGGAGAGGAGCAAGAACUUCACUCUGCAGCAGGCUCUGCAGGGAGCUCCACUGAAGACUGAGCUGUCCCUGCUCAAAGACAUCCAGCAACUCUCUCUGCAGCUCCAACAAGCUGAGGAGAAAGUUAAAGCUCUGUGUGUACAGAAUGAGCAGCUGGAAGAGGCUGAGAUCAAAGCCAACAGCAGAGUGUCCAACCACAAACAGGCCACACAGCUGCUGCAGACUGAACUGCAGGACAGCCGCGCACAAGUUGACGAGCAUGAAACCACCAUCCAAUGCCUCAAGAGCAAACUGAGAGAGUCUGAGAAAACUCCAUCCAGUAUUGAGCUGGAAAAACUGCGGACUAAACUGUUCAAAAUGGAGAUGGAGCUGAGUUCAUCAUCUGAUCAACACAAACAAGAGAUCCAGAGGGUGACCACAGUGCUGAAUGAAAAGGAAGAGUCACUGAGGAAGCUGAAGGAAACCCUGAGGAAGUCACAGCAGCAGGGAGAGGACUCAUUCCUGCAGGGUGAAGACCUUCAUGCCAGGCUGACUAACCCCAGAGGUCUGCUGAUCAAGAGCAGCGUUCACCUGGAGAAGACCAAACUGGAGGAUGAAGUCAGACAGCUUCAACUGAAGAUAAGCGAGCUGGAGAGCUUGGUGUCCAGUCAGCACGCAGAGAUCGACAAGUGGAAGAGCAGAGCCAUCAAGCUGAAGACCAAGACCAAGGUGGAGCUGGACAGGCCUCCAUCACCCUGUACUCCCACCAAGAGGGGCCUUCCCAUGACCUCAGACUCCUCCAACUUCCUCAACUCACCCAAAAAGUUUCUGGUUACUCCCAAGAAAGUCCUGGACUCUCCUAGGAAGCGGCUGGAUUCUCCAAAGGUCUCUCUGCAAGACUCUCCCAAAAGCAGAUUCUUCGAUGUAGGUGGAAGCUCUGAGCUGCUGUCCAGAAGCUAUCCCAAACAGUUCUUUGAUAACUCCAACCUAGGGAUCAUUCCAGAUGCAGCAGCUGGUGGAGACAGACAGGAGUUGUGGCCUCAGUCUCCAAAACAAGAGGAGAUGUGUAAACAACAGUGAAGAUUUCCAC
Messenger RNA from Scomber japonicus (chub mackerel), 8089 nucleotides. It is a transcript of the gene cenpe, whose product is annotated as centromere protein E. Lineage: Eukaryota; Metazoa; Chordata; Actinopteri; Scombriformes; Scombridae. Gene Ontology annotation, cellular component: microtubule. Gene Ontology annotation, molecular function: microtubule binding; ATP binding; plus-end-directed microtubule motor activity. The transcript is spliced from 56 exons. Gene Ontology annotation, biological process: microtubule-based movement; mitotic cell cycle. The record is from RefSeq and is a predicted model, not a curated record. The coding region runs from base 1 to 8079 and encodes 2692 amino acids.